UACCUGUAAGGUUUCUAUGAAGGAAUAAAUACCACCAUAGCAAAGACGAACACAAUACUGCUACUCCUGCUAAAUAAAUACAAGUGACCAUAGAGUACCAUCAAGCAAUGUUCCUGGAUUGAACUUUGGCCAGAAGGGCUAAUUGCAGUCUUUGCCAUUUGUGUACAGAGUGAUUUCUUUAAGUAUAAAUAUGAUAUUUCCUUCAAUAGAUAGUUAUACCGCCUUUUAAGCCUGGUAGAAAAAAAAAAUUCCCUCCAGCAAUCAGGUAACUUAGUCUGCAUAACACACUGGUGCAUGACUUUUGCUUCUUUUCCUCUGGAGUGUUGAAAUUACGUUAUUCCUUCUGAAAUGGAAGAAAGCAUUGAAAAGAAAUAUCCACCAAUUGCUGCCCAUGAAACAGGACCUGGACCAGGAAGGUACAGUUUGCCUCCUACAGUGGGCUACAUCAAGCACGACUACACCAAAUACACCAGCCCAGCCUACACCUUCCACACAAGGCACAGCGCAGUUAGGUAUAUCAAGGAUUCAAGCCCAGGACCGCGGUAUUAUGUUGACUCAAAAGUCACUCGUUUUGGCAGGAAUGGAAGUGCAGCCUAUUCCAUGCUGGGUAGAGCUAAACCAGUUGGUCAACAUCACCAGACACCAGGGCCAGGAGCAUACAGUCCAGAAAAAGCUCCACCUCUGAGCAGCAGGAGUGCUCCAACAUACACAAUGGGUUCAAGAACAAAAUAUCGCAUGGUUGAUAAUAUUCCAGCUCCAAAUCGAUAUACCUUACCAUCUCUGCUUGGGUCUCACAUUCCCAAUAAAUCUGCGAGCCCUAGCUACACCAUUUCUGCAAGAACGAGAUCCGUCAGCUUCUCAGAAGAUCUUUCAAAAACACCAGGCCCAGGCAAUUAUAAUACUACAGAUCCCAGUAUGUACCUCCAAAAACAGCCUGCUUUCUCAAUGUUGGGUCGCCACAGUGCAGCACGAGAAACUGCUCAAACACCCGGUCCUGGGGCAUACAGGCCUGAAAAAGUGACUGCCCACAAACCAAAGACCCCAGCAUUUUCCAUGGGAAUCCGACAUUCAGAAUUUGUUACUCCACUUAUCAUUGAUGUCUCAGACUGAAGAUAAGAGCAUACAGCUGUGUGUGAAAACAGUGGCUUUGAACAUUUUUCCAAGGUGUGCAAAUUGUGCCCAUUAACUAAACUUCGUACCUCUGUAAUGAAACUUCUUUCAUAAAUCUACUAGACUACAAGCGUGUAUGAUCUUUCUUUGUCUUGAACAGCAGGUGGUAGGAGUCCAUAAAGACAGUGUAAUUUCCACAUUAUUGACUAUUCUAUAACA
Molecule: messenger RNA, 1329 nt
Organism: Protopterus annectens (West African lungfish)
Lineage: Eukaryota; Metazoa; Chordata; Ceratodontiformes; Protopteridae
Gene: CIMAP1D
Product: outer dense fiber of sperm tails 3 like 2
Exons: 4
Coding region: 349-1110 (253 amino acids)
Cellular component (GO): cytoskeleton
Source: RefSeq, a predicted model, not a curated record